UCUCGGCUUUAAAAUUAUAGUAAAUUUCUGUUGUUUUUAACCGCCCUGCGCAAAACAGAAUGUUUUCACGACAUUUUGGAUCCAUCUUACGGAAGAAACACCACGUCUUCAAGACUUUCAGUGCCCACUUCCGGAGAUUCCUUGCCGUCGGCUUCAGCAACAGGUAUUCCCUAAGGGUGACAACUCUGCUACCACUGGUAAUCCUCCGAUCCGCGGAGUGCAGGCAAAAUGAUGGGCAGGAAGUGAAACGACCGGGCCGGAAGCGAACCAUGAGCAAGGUCAAGUACGAGACGUGUCUGGAGGGCAGGGCGCAGCUCUACCUCAACGCCAUGAAGGUGCGCUGGGAGCAGCUGCACAAAGUUCCCGGGCUUUUUUCAUAUCAAUUGCAGAAGUCCCCGCAGAGCCGGAAAAUACCAGGAUACUGGGGCUUCUACACAGAGCUCAAUGCAGAACGUUCCCUUAAGCGCCGCCGUCCGCAAACCAUCGAGAACCUCAAUCCAACCUUUAAGCCCUUAAUGUUCAACUUCAACAAAGUGGAUGCUCGGGAAGUAAUAAUGACAAUUGAUGAUGCCUACGGCAGUCCCGAAGUCCAGAUGAUCAUCAACAAGAGCCCCAUCACCAAGUAUCAUACUCUGAUCUGCCCGGAGGUAAAAAAGAACCAUGUUCAACGAAUAACCCGCGAAGCACUGGAGUUCUGCAUCACCUUCAUGCGGAGUAUCGAUGACAAGGACAUGCGCAUGGGCUAUAAUAGUCCUGGUGCCCUGGCCUCCGUGAAUCACCUCCACGUUCACCUACUCCAAAUGCCCCAGGAUCUGUAUAUAGACCAAGCCCCUCUGGAUGAGCUGGCCGGCGGUUAUGUCUAUCGUUUGAGCCGUAGGGCGCCCACGGAAGGCAUCUGUAUAGUAUUCAAAGACAAUGAUAACGAUGAGCAGGUGGCGGAGAAGGUGGACCAGCUCUACAAGCUGGCCAUGUGGAUGUGCCAGAACAACAUGCCGCACAAUCUGUUCAUCACACAGGAUCGGCGACCCGGCCAAAGCGGCAACGUUCAGGUAUUCGUAUUUGCCCGAUCCGAGUACUGCGUUAAUAAGGAUUUGGCCGACUUUAAUGUGGGAUUCUGCGAGUUGGCUGGUUACAUUCCGCUGCCAGAUCCCGAAAAAAUGGAGAACCUGACAGAACUGCAGGUACUCUUCAGGAUACGCACUGUCACUGGCGAUGCUCCAAAAGCUCUGUAUGAGGAAAUAACGCAUAUUGUCGAAGGACGUGAGCAAUCGCUUUGGGACCAACCGUUGACGAUAUAGAACUUUUAGAAUAAACAACCAGAGGCUUCUUUCUAGACUAA
Molecule: messenger RNA, 1339 nt
Organism: Drosophila suzukii
Lineage: Eukaryota; Metazoa; Arthropoda; Insecta; Diptera; Drosophilidae
Product: GDP-D-glucose phosphorylase 1
Biological process (GO): glucose metabolic process
Cellular component (GO): cytoplasm
Molecular function (GO): GDP-D-glucose phosphorylase activity
Source: RefSeq, a predicted model, not a curated record